UUAUUAAUUUUACACAUUACUUCCUGCUUUGUUAAACAUGAAGGCAAUAGUAAUAUUCUUAAUUCUCUGCUACAUAUGUCAUAUAAAGACUGUGCCAGUUGAUAGUGGCAAAGAUUUUUCGCGAGGAAAUGUGGAAACAUUACAAUCGAAUGGAAAUAAUAAUCCGGAAGUCGAUUUAAAAACGAAUGAUAAGGAAUUACUAUCAACGGCAGAGAGUAAUGAUUAUGUGUAUCGACCUCUCUUCGUGUACAGACGGAUUGAGCAUAGUAAACGUAGGAUCACUAUGUAUAACUCUUUCGCUGGUUAGAACAUUGUUGUCAUGGCCGGUAUAUCACCAUUUCAUGAUUAUACAAACAAAGUAAAUUCCAAGUUCAAUGACGGAUUCAUAAUGAAUUCUCCUUACAAAGUUCUCAAACACUUAGACAAUUCAAUUCUGAAGGCAACUAAAAAUGUUACACAAAAUCCUAAAAUGGAAGAAAACCUUUAUCAAAUUUCGAAAGAUUUAGUUUCUGCAAUUUUGACUAAGCUUGAAAUCCAAGAUAAAAUAACUAGGAUCACGCGAGAAGCUCUAGAUGCGCCUGGUAAAACAAAAGGAAUGACCGCAAUAGAAACAAGACGUAUUUUAGAUUACAUAUCAAGGACGUUAUCGGGCCAUAUACUUACAAUAACUAGGGCAUCAACAGAACCUGAACUACAUCGUUUAGUAUUUGGCUUAGCACAAAUAGCUGCUGAGGUGUCAAUUGUUUCAGCGUUAAAGGAUAUAACAUACGCCACAGCAUUAUCUAAAAAGCAAUCAGUGGAUUUAUCGUUUCGUAGAAAGAGGUCUGUCACGUCCAUAGGGGAAAAGGCUAACACAACACCGGUACCAGCCAAUAGUUUACUGUCGACGGUUUACAGUGCUAUAUUGAAUAAAUCAAUUAAUUCAGUUGGUCUACAAAAUAUUUAUUCCAAUAAAAUCACAGGUGAACAAAUAAAUCCCUAUUCGGUUAUUUCAAAACAUGAACGAAAAACUGUUCAAGUUUUGUCUAGUAAGAAAAAGUCUUUGACUUCGGUUCCCAAAGGCUUUUUAAAUCAAACAGCUCUCGACAUCGAAAACAAUGGCACAAAUGUGACUGAUAGUGAUGCAAUUAUUUUAGAAAACAAACUAAACGUAACUCGUUUGGUAAACAAGCAGUCUUUGGAUACACAAGAACCAAAUGUACCUAGCCUUGUUGAUGACUGGAUAGAUCCAAAAGAAAAUAUGUAUGGUCUUAACCCCGAUCUAGUAGCUGAAAUGGAAAUAGACCAACCAAUAACAGAGGAUGAAACUUUUAACGAAAAAAAAGCAAAACAAAAAUUAGAACGUCUAGAAUUAAAAGCUAAAAAGGCUAUACUUUACGCUGGGGAUGUUGCUUACUUGACUGCUGCCAGCGUUGUGGCUUUGAGGCGUGCUCUAACGGCCUCCAUAGAAGUUCAUAUGUCGGUGAACUAUGCUAAGAAUGGCAUGUCAAACCAUCAAGAUCUGAUGAUGAACUUAGCAAAAACAGCAGCACAACAAGCUGGAAAAGAGGCUAAAAGUGCAACUUCGAAGUCACUUGCUUGCGAACGUGUCAUCAAAUUGGCUUUAAAAUAUACUGCUCAGUCAAAAGGGGCUAAACUAAAUCAUGUUGCAAGCAGAAUUGUAAUGGAUACAUUGUCUUUGGCAACACUCGCCAAAUCAAUGGCUUUUGUGUCUUCUGAUAUCGCUAUUAAUUCCUUAUAUCAGGCUACUGAUGUUAAACCACCUUCGUAAUUUCGUGCAAUAUUAUAUGUUUUAUUAAUAACAUUUUGUUUUAUAUUCCUCGUGUUAUAUUAUAUCAGUAAUAUGUAAUAAAUCUUUAGAAUUUAUAUUUUAAUUUUAUAUAGUUUGAUAGAUUUUUAUUCUGCAGCCACGAUACAACCUAGUACACGCGAUAGAAGUGAAACGAUUUUAGGUACGUAAACUUUUACUGU
Messenger RNA from Vanessa tameamea, 1971 nucleotides. RefSeq lists its product as uncharacterized. Lineage: Eukaryota; Metazoa; Arthropoda; Insecta; Lepidoptera; Nymphalidae. Bases 320 to 1771 code for a protein of 483 amino acids. The record is from RefSeq and is a predicted model, not a curated record. The transcript has 2 exons.